This is a messenger RNA of Folsomia candida, 4605 nucleotides long. RefSeq names its product transcription factor sem-2. The record is from RefSeq and is a predicted model, not a curated record. Gene Ontology annotation, molecular function: DNA-binding transcription factor activity, RNA polymerase II-specific; RNA polymerase II cis-regulatory region sequence-specific DNA binding. Gene Ontology annotation, biological process: regulation of DNA-templated transcription; anatomical structure morphogenesis; cell differentiation. The transcript has 7 exons. NCBI's taxonomy places the organism in Eukaryota, Metazoa, Arthropoda, Collembola, Entomobryomorpha, Isotomidae. Bases 535 to 1869 code for a protein of 444 amino acids.
GAGAACUGGAAGCAGUCUUCAGGUGCCGAGCAAAAGGGAAGGUUCCACGCUCCUCGACCUCCGUUUCACAUUUAUUUUAUUCAGUCUCAACUUUUUUUUUUACUUUUCCUAUUUCAUUGCUACUUUACAUUUCCCAUCCUCUCAGCACAGCCCAAUAACACUCAUGUAAUUAUCGUUAAUUUGAAUACACACAUAUUCCGUCCGUCAAAAAACUAAUGCACAGCUGAACGAUAGCUAAUAUUUUUUCCUGUAUUGCUUCGCAAAAAUCGUGAAAAUAGGGAUUGUACUGUUAUUCAAAUUGCUACUAUUUUGCAAAACGCAAAACCGUUCCAUGUUUUGUUUUGCUACCUGUGGAGCAACAUUAGUCGGUGCUUUGGAAGAAUUUAUCAGUAUUCAAUCCUGAUUGUUCAUUCAUUAUUCGCGUUCUGGAAAGGUCAAGACAGAAACUUGUGAACCUGUGGGUUAAAUCGGAGAUCAGUCAAAUGGUUCCAGAGGAGUAAGGUAGAGAACUUUUUACAGAAAAGAAGUAGAAAAAUGGUGAUUCCGAAUUCCACUUCGGCCAGCAACGUUAUGAUGUUGUCACCGGACAAACUCGUCGUAUUUGGAUCGCAGGGUAUCUCCAAAGCUUCUCCCACCCCGUAUUCGGAUGCUACACAGACAAAGAAACAUCCACCGAACCACAUCAAACGGCCAAUGAAUGCUUUUAUGGUGUGGUCAAGAGAGAUGCGACGUGAAAUUUGCGAGAAGAGUCCUGACAUUCACAAUGCCGAGAUCUCCAAACGCUUGGGGCGAGAAUGGAAGAUGCUGUUGGAGUCAGAGAGGAAGGCAUACAUAGAUGAAGCAGAACGGCUUAGAGUUUUACACGCUCAAGAAUACCCGGACUACAAAUACAGACCGAAAAAGAGGAGCAAAAGUGGAUCAGAAAGCGCUUGUUCCUCACCUGCCCAGUCCCCAGCAAAGUCUCCAAGAAAAGUCUCUCGAAUAUGCAUAGACUCCCGAGAUGUUACCACUCCAAGGAAAAAAGCUGCACGCUCCAAGUCAUUCGCUGCUUGCCAAUCUCCAGGAAUUUCAAGUACCUUUGAGACACCCAAAAAACAAACCGUCUCUCACAUGAAUGCAUUUAGUCGCACAUCCAGCAUCUCCUCUCCUGGAUCUCCCCCCUUGAACCGAAUUCACAUAGUCACGUCUACCAUUAAGACUCCUCCUCCAGAGUCUUUCAAUGUUCACUUCAAAAUUGACAAACAGUUUAAAGAUUCGGUUCACAAGCAAGUUGGGAGUGCUAUUGCUCAUUUGACUCCGCCAUUGGCCUUGGCAAAAGUACCCGAAUCUCCAUCGUCUCCUGACUCCCCAGAAAGCGCAUCCAUGUACGAAGAGGAUUCGGUUUCUUCGAGUAGUGGGGGUCAUCAUUCCUCAAAGGCUCCAAAACCGACAGGAACUUGUGACACUUCCAGGAGGAGUCUCCAAUCAGUUCUCGACGCAAUUCCAAGUGGCCCAGGUGUACAAACAUUAUCCUAUCUCCCCACAACAUCUUUUGCGGAAAGUUGUCCAACAAGUUUCACCAAUUAUUAUCCUACGGUAUCGGAGGAGCCAUGCAAACUGGAGCCAGGCUCACCACCCCCAACCCAGAUACAACUUGACCUAUAUAAUCCCCCGAACGAAGAAGCAGCCUUGCUUGACGAUUUCUUGGACAUGCAUUUCAAAUUUGAAUCACAUCAAGAGACAUCAGAAACGAUCGAGGUGUCCGAAGAUCCGAUGGACCCUUGGAGAAGCGUUUGGGACAAUAAUAUCCCCACUUCAGGACUUGAUUUCAACUUUGACACUGUUGGCGUCAACGCCUGCAGCAAUACAGGCCGUCUCAUAUGGCACUGAAUCGAGGACCAACUCUGUUCUGUUCAUCGAAUGUAACAGGCUUGUAAAUUAUAAUAUAUGUUUCAUUUCUCUAAAAUUCGACCAAAGUUCGAUAAAAAUGUGUCCGUCAGACAUUCAAAUGUGAUUAUUACAAAUUUUGACUGAUUGCUCCAAAUAUCCGGUGAAUUUGUUACAUUUCAAAAUUUGGUAUAAUAUUUGCACACAUUCGUAUUACUUGUUGGCAAACUAUCACAUUGCAUCAAGUAUUUCAUUAUCUUUUUAUAUAUUUGCGAAAACAUAAAUGUUUGCCUCAUAAGUCGCCAGCAUUUAUUUGCUGAAAACGCAAAAUCAUGAUGAGUUUGUUGAACGAUUCGAUCAGUUGUUUGUACUUUAUUUUGUUCAACCUGUGUAAUGUUUUACAAGUCAUUCACAUUUUGUGUCACCUUGGUUGGAUUCAGAAUUUAUUGUUGAAUCAGCAGAAUGUUUUUCCAUGCCGCUUCGGUUGAACUGUGGUGUGUGGAGGCAAACCUCUGCUGCAUCUCACCAAUUCAUCAUCCAUUCACAUAACAGCCAGGUGCAAAGUAUUAUCCACAAAACUAAUUGAAAGCUAUGCUAAUACAGUCUGUCCACGUGAAUGCUUCUUCUAAUAUAUAGUAAUAUUCACUCUGAUUCACCAUAUAUGAAUAUGAUGCCAUGCUUAUGUAAAGGCACUAGUGAGUGAUUCAUAGACGGCCAUGCACAUAUUUUAUGGUUUUGCACUAUAUAUGUAAUUACACAUAACUUUUUUAAAAAAGAAAAAAAACCCUUGUAAUUUUAUGUAAUGAAGUUGUUGGUCAAACAAAGGUACCUUCCAAAUUGUAGCUAAACCUGUAAAAAUAUAAAACAUACAAAUAUAUGAGUCAAGUCUUUUUUACCACUUUAGUACUUUAGUUUUGAUUGUCUAUUAGUAUGCAAUGUCAGUCGGUAGGGAACUUGCAGAUAAUUGAGAUAUUGAGGUACAACAGAAGGAGUUCGGAAUCCCAUUUCAUAAUAUUAUACUUAAUUUAUAUCAAUUACCGCAACCUCACAAAUAAUUAUUAUAACAAAGUACUAAAUACACAUAUACUAAUAAUAUUAUAAAUAUCUACAAUUAUCAGAUUUCGCUUGUUAAUAAUUAUCAAAAAGUUGUGAUGCUGAGGAUGAGCGAGUAAAUAUGCGUAAACCCACGGACCAAUAUAAAUGAGCGUAUUACAUAUUUCCUUGCUAAAACCUUUUUUUAUUUUCCGUCUCAACGAGAGGUUAGAGUGAAAAAUAGUUGGCAGGGCUCAUAUUCUAAUUUGAGGAAGGCAUGGGAGUUGAUUGAGGAGACGAAACAGGAAGAGUGUGAAAUUGGAAUUGAUAUAUGUAUUAAGCAUUUGAGUGAGUAGAGUUUUGUAUGUGUCUGCAUGUAUUAUGUACAUGCUGUUCACCUUGAAGUUUGGAAGCUAAUUAGAGGUAACUCCUUGCGAGAUAGAUAGAUAUUGUUUGCUUUACUUGCUCCUAUGUAAAUGUGAGAUAUGAAUCCGCAAACCAUUAUUAAUUUAUGCCAUCAUCCCGGCUUCCUGAUUGUUUUAUAUACACAUUAUAUACACAUAUUGCAUAUUUAGCUGUUAUAUUUUCUCCAGAGAUUUUGAAUGCAUAAAUUGAAAUUAUAUUGUUAAAUAGUUGCAUAUGUAUCUAAAGUUUCAUUUCAUACUUGCGUGGAUAUAGUUAUUUAGUUAUUGAAGAUGUGGGUGUCGGAUUUGGUGUCUUAUUAUUAUGAACACCACCAACACUGGUAGACAUAACGCAUUUAUUACCACUUGUGGAAUUGUUCACGAUCGUUUGUCUAAGACAAGAGUAACUUCUUGGUAUUAGAAACUUUCAUGCUUUCCCAAGCUAUGGUGUAUCAUAGUAGUUUUAAGGUUUUAUAAAUUGCAAUGUACGUUACGUUUUACAUUUUUAUACACUUUUACAUUUGUUGUUGGUCAGUUGGUCAAUAUAAAUAUACAUAUUUACGUUCUGCUCUUUUCUGAAAGGCCUCCAUAAGUUUACUUCUUGUACACAUUGGUACGCAAUUUUAUUUAUAUAGUUGUUAAUCUUGUUGGGUAGUUAAUAUUUACAUACUUGGAUAAACUAUUCCUGGCAACGUUAUAAAAUGCCUAUACGCUUAUUCUACAAAUUAAUAUAGAAAAUAUAAUCUUAUUGUGUUAAAUUGUAAUAAAUUUAAGUACGGUGCUCCGUAAUGACAUGCAAGACUUCCACAAAAGUUGCCUUUCGUAGCCCUUUACUAAUUAAUUGGCCUAACUCUUGUAUAAUAUGAAAUUGCUUUCCCAUACAAAAAACAUACAUAAAAUGUAUUACAUUUUUUCUAAGUCAUGAGGAAUGUUACAAUUUCAUAUUGUCAUAAUCGACUUCGCAACUACAAGAAAUGUACACACAUAAUAAAUAAAUAUAUAUGGGCACAAUACUUUAUGGAGUCACCGGCGACUACCAACACACAAACACAGAAUACUGUACAACCUCCUCUUCGAAACGAAUAUCGAACCGCAUUGCAGUACAGAAACAAAAACAGUAACAGUAUAUAUAUAACUGAUUAAUUAGCCACGUUGGAGAAUGUACCGAUUUGUACACCUGGAACCAUUUACGCUUUGUAUCUUUUCAUAGAUUUUAUUUAAAUUACUCCGUGUGCAUUCUGUGGUCGUGUGUUAUUAUUGGUACUUUUGAAAAUAAAUUAUUUUAUACUCAAAGUAAAAGUAA